AUGAAUAAAAAGAAAGAAAAGAUAUCUGAAAAGAAAAUCCAAGGACUGAUUUUAAAACCUAGGAGAAUAAGCUUUAUUUCGCAUCAAAACGCUGUAAAAAUUGCGAAGAGCUUUAAUAGGAAGUUUUCGCCUGUUAAUUGCUCGAUGAAUAGUAAAACUGAUGGGCAUGAUAUUGAUAGAAUGAUUGAGGUUUCGAGAAGAAGAGAACUUAACUUUAAUAAUUCGAUUUCUAAAGAGCUGAAAAAAGCUAUGAGAUUUUCCCAUGGAUGGCGCUAUUUUUGGUCUUGAUUUUCCCACUAGGAAAAUUUUUUUGGUUUGACCAAACCAUAGUACUGGUUGAACCAAAAAAUUUUUCCUGUGGGAAACAAGGCCAAAACAGCGCCAUCCACAGGAAAUUGCUAUCUAUUAGCAGUUCGCCUACUACUAAAACACAUAGAAAUUUUUACUCCUCAGAGUCACCAGUAACUGUAAGAGCUUCAGAUAUGGAAGAUAACUUUUUUUAUAAAAUAAAAGAACCUUCUAUUGAAGAUAUCCAAGUAAAUCUCCCAAUAAUUACUCCGGUAAAAAUAACUCCUUAUACACCUUCAAAUGCAAGUCCAGCAAGAUCAGAAUUUUUAUUGCCUGGUACCCCAAAAAGACGAUUUUCCUCUUUUGAAGACCCUGAAUCGUUACCUCCACCAAUAAAGCUUGUUCCGAUCAAAAACAAAGAAAAGCAAAAUAAAAGAAUUAUUAAACAUGACAGAAUAAAAUCUUUAGAAGCACUGGUGGACACUUGUAAUAUUUUUGAACCUAUAAUAAAGCCGAAGAUAAAAGAAGUUAUUCAUGAGGAAAAAGAAAGAAAUGCAGAAAUCAGUGGGUUUUUGCAUUAUGUUAAUGAUUUGUCUGAUAUUUUGAGGAUUGCUCCAGAUGAAGGCGCAUUUUCAAACUUUAUGUCAACAAGAAGGUAUAAUAAAAAAUUGGAUAAAGGAUUGAAAAGUGAUUUAAGCAAUACAAAAGAGGAGCUGUUUUCAAUAACGAAAAAGUUAAUUGAAAUGGGAGGAAGAAAAAUUUGGAGACACAGGCAGGCAAGCUUUAUGGCUAGUACAGAUAAAGAAAUAAAUUCUUUUCCAGCUAUAAAGUAUCGAUAG
Blepharisma stoltei is the source of this 1127-nucleotide messenger RNA. NCBI's taxonomy places the organism in Eukaryota, Ciliophora, Heterotrichea, Heterotrichida, Blepharismidae. The record is from the annotation of a GenBank genome assembly.